Molecule: messenger RNA, 1377 nt
Organism: Cladocopium goreaui
Lineage: Eukaryota; Dinophyceae; Suessiales; Symbiodiniaceae
Source: the annotation of a GenBank genome assembly
AUGGACGCGCGCAUGCUGUUGGUGGCUUUCCUCACCUUCACGACCUAUGCCAUGUACCACGCCCAGAGGAUCAGUUUUUCGGGUGUUGCCUCCUCCAUGACCGAGUACGCUGGCUUUUCCGCCACCAAGCUCGGUCUAAUGUCCACGGGGUACAUGUUCGCCUAUGCCAUCGGCCAGUUUAUUUGUGGUCGCUUUGCGGACCAGGUAAGGCCCAAACGGGCAUUGAUUUGGGGCAUGUUGUGUUGUGCAUUGCUGCCAAUUCUGGAAGGCCUCAUGGGUGCGAAUGGCUGUGGCGGCCAAGGAUUCUGCUACUUCUUGUGGGUCGUGGUGCGCAUCAUCGAAGGCCUCGUGCAAGCGACAGGAUGGACGUGUACGGUGGCCAUCAUGGGGAACUGGUUUCCACAGGAGGGCCGGGGCUUCAUCAUGGGUCUUUGGGCGACCAACUCCAAUGCGGGUGACAUUUUUGGACUGCACGUGAGCUCUCUUCUGCUGGACAAAGUUGGAUGGUACGUGAUUUUAUGGGUUUUAGCAGGUUUCAUGAUUUUGUGGGCUCUGGUGAAUGCCGUAUUUUUGCGUGGCGCCCCGCCACCCUUUUCUCUGACUUGGCAGUAUGAGGAAUCUGCAAAUAGCAAAUUCUCCUCCGUGGACCAAGAGAUCUCAGAUAGGGCAGCCAGUUUCUCUGAGAUCCUGUGUGUGCCGGGGCUCCUGCAAUAUUCUUUCAGUUACAUGUUCAUCAAAUUGGUGAACUACGCCCUCUUCUUAUGGUUUCCCUUCUAUUUGUCCGAGGGCCUCGGCUUAGACAGGUCGCUGUCGUCGUUGAUGGCCACCCGCUUUGACCUGGGCUUCAUCUGUGGGGCCAUCCUGGCGGGACUGCUGAGCGACGUGACCACGCAUUGGGCACGGAUGCCCAUGAGGAGCCCAGUGGUGAGUGGUUUUCUGCUCUUUUCGUUGAUUCCCAUGGGGGUGAUGCGCUUUUCAACCCAGCCCGACGUCAUCAAGUGGGCGAUCUUCUGCUGUGGCAUUCUCCAGGGCGGCCCAGCUGAUGCCUUGACCUCUGCCGUUUCGGUGGAUCUGGGGAAGCAUCCGCGGCUGCAGGGCCAGCGUGCCGUCUCAACCGUCGCCGGCAUCAUUGAUGGUACUGGGGCCGUGGGGGCAGCGGUGGGGCAGUAUCUCGUGGGAUCGCUCAGUGAUAUUUAUGGCUGGAAGUCCGUCUUCCUCUUUCUGUUGAUCUGCUUGGCUUCGGCCUUUGUGCUGUCCCUCCUUCGACUCUUCAAGGAGCUAGCGGAGGUGCGCCAGAUGCGCGCCAAGGAAUUCAUGGAUGUGGAGCCCGAAUCUUCCGACAGCGAAAACUCACCGUGCGAAACUUCAGGCCAAUGA